AUGAUUGCCAUAAGCAGCGAAUACAAAAGAAUGACUGGAAAAUUGAAACCAAGGUAUAAAGAUAUUGAAGGUGAUUUCGGGAACCAACCUUUGAAUCAGUACAGUAGUAUACAACGUGAGGACUUCCAAUACAUUGGACCACACUGUAGGACUUGCAAGUGCUAUGAACCAGUUCCAUCAGUCCAACCAAUCGCUAUUCCACAGACACCUGAUUCAAUACAAAGUGAUUUAACUCCAAUAAUAAAUAAACAGAUAAGCAAUUUUGAGCUUAACUAUGCUAUAACAGGCGUUUUGAAUCUAGAAGAUGUAGCACAGGAAACAUCAACAGGAUGUAUACGACCAAAUACAUUAGAUUUAAAACUUAAUACAACUGAUGAUGAGAAGAUUGUAGUUACAGAUGAACCUGUUAUAUACGACGUUAAUCAAUUAAACAUAGGAACGAGUCCAGUUAUUGAAGACAAGGGACUUUAA
Molecule: messenger RNA, 471 nt
Organism: Danaus chrysippus (African queen)
Lineage: Eukaryota; Metazoa; Arthropoda; Insecta; Lepidoptera; Nymphalidae
Source: the annotation of a GenBank genome assembly